AAUGAUCUUUGUUUGAAAAUCUUUCAAAAUGUGAAGUUAUUUCUGCCACUUCUUCACCUUUUCUAUAUUUUCUUUCCAAAACACUUUCCAUUAUUGGGCUUGGAUUCUGUGAAAGACUUGCUGCUUUUGUGACUUCCUUCAAGACUUAAAAAUCAUCAAGCCCUUAAUCUUUGUGGCCAAAAAUGACUGAUACUGACUGAUUUAGAUCAAGACAUCAUGGUUUGUGAUUUAAGUUCUGUUAUAACUAACCUAAAAACCUAAGAUUAUUGCCUCCAUUGGUCACCAAACCCAAGUAGAUUUUUAAAUGAAGAGUUUCCAGAAGAAUCUCAUGUUUGUGGGUUUUUAUGUUGUAGAUGAUGGGAAGAUCUUUCAUGGAAGUGGCGUUGGUGAUGCUUUUGGUCCUCGCUGUUUCAAAGGAGACAUCAUGGGCUGCGGCAUCAUGUUCCCACGAGACUACAUCCUGGAUGGAGAAGGUGACGCAGACGACUGUGAACGGCUGGAGUUCCGCCCAACUCCUGCGGCUGUCCAGAACGUUUUAUACCUCAAUGAUGAGGAAGAUGAUGAAGAGGACGGGGAUGAUCAGGAGCAGGACCAGGACGGCCGAAAGGUGACGGUAAGUCUCGUUUGUGUGUACAUCCAGAGCUCAUUCUGAGGUUGUAUGGAAAGCUAAUUGGGUCAAAAAUCAUUUAAACUGUAAAGCCUCAGCCACAUGCACCUGUAUGGGGGAUUGACUCAUUUGAGGAGCACAGGUGUGUCUUGCAGUUUCCUUGAGGCU
Messenger RNA from Oryzias melastigma (Indian medaka), 775 nucleotides. Its product is annotated as SPRY domain-containing protein 3-like. NCBI's taxonomy places the organism in Eukaryota, Metazoa, Chordata, Actinopteri, Beloniformes, Adrianichthyidae. Bases 305 to 652 code for a protein of 115 amino acids. The transcript has 2 exons. The record is from RefSeq and is a predicted model, not a curated record.